This is a messenger RNA of Dendrobium catenatum, 3098 nucleotides long. Its product is annotated as U-box domain-containing protein 33. The record is from RefSeq and is a predicted model, not a curated record. Gene Ontology annotation, biological process: protein phosphorylation; protein ubiquitination. The transcript is spliced from 9 exons. Lineage: Eukaryota; Viridiplantae; Streptophyta; Magnoliopsida; Asparagales; Orchidaceae. The coding region runs from base 231 to 2864 and encodes 877 amino acids. Gene Ontology annotation, molecular function: ubiquitin-protein transferase activity; ATP binding; protein kinase activity.
UCCGUCUCCCGACCAUCUCCACUACUGACUUUUCCAGACCUUCAACGCUCCCGCAAUGGAAGUCCACUUCGUUGCCUUUUCUAGGCGGAAUUAUUGCGUGCGCGUUAACCUCGCCGCGGCUCUCGAUAAAACCUCGAAGAUGUUCAUGGAAACGGAUAAAAAGAGCUUCUUUUGCUACAAAGUGCCCGUUUUUCUGUCCGACGAACUCCAUUUCUGCAAAACUUGCGAGAAUGGAGUCGCCGGCGUACCUCAGCGGCAGAGGGGAGAUCGAGGAGGAGCUGGAGCGGCCGGCUUUGGAGUCGGAGGCCGUCUACGUGGCUCUUGGAAAGGAGUUCAAGCAGGGCAAGGCCACUCUUCUCUGGACUCUGCAGAACUUCCGCCGACCAAUCGUCAUUAUCCACGUCCAUCGUCCCCCCAAGAUGAUUCCAAUUUUAGGUGCCAAAUUUCCUGCAAGUCAGCUCAAAGAACAGGAAGUUAUAGCAUUUCAACAAUUGGAUAGAGAGAAGAUGAACAAAAGCUUGGAUGACUAUCUGCUGGUGUGCUCGGAACUAAAGAUUAAGGCUGAGAAAAUAGUGAUUGAGGCUGAUGCUGUUGCCAAGGGCCUCAUAGAGUUUAUAGCUCAACAAGGGAUUACCAAGUUUGUUAUGGGAGCAGCAGCAGACAAGCACUAUUCCAAGAAGAUGAAAGCGCCCAGGUCCAAGACAGCAACAACUGUGAGGCAACAAGCUGAUACUUCAUGUUGCAUAUGGUUUGUUUGCAAAGGAAACUUCAUAUGCACAAGGAAAACUGAUAUUUCAUCUGGACUGUCAGAUUCACCAGAAUCUAUACCAAGUUUAGCCAUCCAGUCUGAACAAUUAGCCAUAACUUCUGAAGGGAUGGGAGAAACUUCAAAAUUCAAUGCUCAACGCAUUAAAAACUUUUUCAGGCACAGUUCAAGCUCUACAGUUUCAGGUUUGCAUGGUGGUGGUGGAACAAUGUUGAAUUUAUCCAUCCUUUCAUCUUCCAAAUCAUUAUUUCAUGGUAGCGAGCAUAUUUUGAACCGAUCCUAUAGUGGUAAUUCAUUGGAUAAACUAUCAAAGAGGAGCCUGCAGACUGAAUACUCAUCAUGCUCAGGAGAUGAUGAAGUGCUUAGCAAGUCAGACUUUCUGUCACUACCAAAGGAUGAAGAGAGCUCGGUGUUCUUUCCUUCAUUACAUGAGUCUGAUAAAGACUUAAAUUUCUCAUCUCCACAUAAUGAGUUGGAAGAUGCUGGUGUUGAUUUAGAACUUUAUCAAAAACUUCAAGAGGCCCUUAGCGAGGCUGAAGACUUAAAGCAUGAAGUUUAUAUGGAGUCGCUGAUGCGUCAGAGAGCUGAAAGGACAGUAAUUGAGGCGAUUCAAAGAGCAAAGGCUUCAGAAAACUUGUAUGCUGAGGAGUUAAAUUUGCGUAAAGAGGUGGAUGAAACAUUGAAGAGAGCAAAACUAGAAAUAGAAAUGCUCAAAAAAGAGCAAGUGGAACUCUGCGAAAAGCUUCAAAAGACUAACAAACAUAAGUUGCAACUGGAAUUGCAUAUAGGUAAUCUUGAUAACUGUGUUAAGGAUCUUGAAGAAAAACUGUUAGCAGCUCUCCAUCUACUUCAUUCUCUUGAAGUAGAGCAUGAUGUUUUGCAAAGAGAGCGAGACGAGGCUAUUCAAGAAGCCGAAGAACUUCGUAGAAAGAAGGAAGAGGUGCCUUGCAGUAUCCUUGCAAACUUGUCUGCCUUCUCCUUAUCUGAGAUUGAGCAGGCCACUUGUACUUUUGACAAUUCACUGAAGAUAGGAAAAGGAGGUUCUGGUACUGUAUACAAAGGCUUCCUUCGUAACACAACUGUUGCUAUAAAAGCACUAAAUCACGAUGGCAUGCUGGAACGAUCAGAGUUCGAUCAAGAGGUUGAAAUUCUCAGUCGGGUGAGGCAUCCAAACCUUGUGAGCUUCAUAGGUGCAUGCCCAGAAGCUCUGACACUCGUUUAUGAGUACCUCCCAAAUGGAAAUCUUGAAGAUCUCCUUUCAUGUAAGAGCAACAGUAAACCUCUCACAUGGAAGGCUAGAACGCGCAUCGCUACUGAGAUCUGCUCUGCUCUGAUGUUCCUCCACUCGAGCAAGCCUCAUCCGGUCGUCCAUGGCGAUCUCAAACCUGAAAACAUCCUCUUAGAUGCCAAUCUUGUGAGCAAGCUCAGUGACUUUGGCCUGUGCAACUUUGUUGUGCAGGCUGAUACUACCACUCUAUACCGCCACAGUCAUCCAAAGGGAACUUUUGCAUAUAUGGACCCUGAGUUCCUUGCAACUGGUGAUCUCACUCCACUCUCUGAUGUCUACUCAUUUGGAGUUAUUAUCCUUAGACUCUUGACAGGGAUGCCUGCACUUGGGCUAGUCAAGGUUGUGCAGGAAGUUAUGAAUAAACAGGCUUUAUAUGGGAUUAUUGAUCCUACUUCUGGUGAUUGGCCCCUUGUCCAGGCAAAGCAGCUAGCUCACUUGGGUUUAAGGUGCUGCGAGAUGAACCGGAAAAAUCGUCCGGAUCUUGUCGGCGAGGUGUGGAAGGUUCUGGAACCCAUGUCAAAGGCUGCAUCAUUUUCGGCAGCGCAGCUGUCAUUCAGUUCUAUUACAGAUGAUAACUGUUGCAUCCCAAGCUACUUCAUAUGCCCAAUAUUUCAGGAAAUCAUGAAGAAUCCACAUACAGCAGCAGAUGGCUUCACCUACGAAGAAGAAGCUUUAAGGAUCUGGUUCAAUAAUGGCCACAACACAUCCCCCAUGACUAAUCUAAAGCUCUCCAGUUCAAAUCUUAUCCCAAAUCGCGCCCUUCGUUCUGCAAUCCAAGAAUGGCUGCAGCAGCAACAGAAGCACUUGUAGGCUUUAUUUGGGACAGCUUUCUUACUGCUUUAUAAAGUUAAUUUUCAGCUAAAAAAUCUCUUAAAAACAGAGAAAAAACAGUGAUCUAAAGCUCGUGACUGUUUGGAGUAUUGUGAUGCAGAAACAAUUUUGCUGUUUGCCUAUCUAACAUAACUGAGUUAUGGUAACUGUGAGCUUGCUUGAUUGAAUAAGAAGCUAUAAUUUGCUCUCGAUCUGCUUGUUUCUGCUAUCCAA